CUCGGCCACAGCCCACCAGCCGGCCCACAGUCCCGCAGGAAAAUGUACUGGCGCGCAGUGUGCUGUUGUCAUGGGAACCCGGCAGUGACGGUUUAUCUCCUGUCCGGUAUUACACGGUUCAGGUCAGAGAGCUGCCUGAGAAGAACUGGACCAUUCAUUCUGCGUCUGUUAGCCACGAGUCCAGCUCCUACAUUGUUGACAGACUGAAGCCUUUCACCUCCUAUCAGUUCAGAGUGAAGGCCACUAAUGAUAUUGGAGACAGUGACUACAGUGAAGAGAGUGAAGCCAUUACAACACUACAGGACGCUCCUGACAAAUCUCCCACAAUCCUGACUGUCACGCCACACACCACAACCUCUGUGCUGAUUUGCUGGCAGCCCCCUCCUGAGGAGAAGAUUAACGGGAUCCUCUUGGGUUUCCGAAUCCGAUAUCGGGAGUUGUUUUACGAUCGGCUCCGAAGUUUCAGCGCUCAUGCCAUCAGCAGCCCUUCAACCAGCUGGGCAGAACUCACAUCUCCAUACAGCAUACGGAACCUCAGCGAUCCCUCGCUCAGUCAGUAUGAGCUGGACAAUCUUACGAAACACAAGCGCUAUGAAAUCAGAAUGAGUGUCUAUAAUGCUGUUGGUGAGGGACCAACUAGCUCACCGCAGGAAGUCUUUGUUGGUGAAGCAGUUCCCACUGCCCCGCCUCAAAAUGUGAUCAUCCAAUCAGCUACUGCCACACAAUUUGAUGUAACGUGGGACCCGCCUCCGCUGGAGACUCAGAAUGGAGAUAUUCAGGGUUAUAAG
Molecule: messenger RNA, 788 nt
Organism: Sinocyclocheilus grahami
Lineage: Eukaryota; Metazoa; Chordata; Actinopteri; Cypriniformes; Cyprinidae
Product: protein sidekick-2-like
Exons: 8
Molecular function (GO): protein binding
Source: RefSeq, a predicted model, not a curated record